UUUGGAUUACACUCAUGUCUUUCUUCUUCGUAGAUUUAAGAUCCAUGAACAAGUCAGCAACACACGUUGUAACGGAGUUUAUUCUCCUGGGAUUCCCUGGUUCCUGGAAGAUACAGAUUUUCCUCUUCUCAUUGUUUUUGGUGAUUUAUGUCUUGACCUUGCUGGGAAAUGGAGCCAUCAUCUAUGCAGUGAAAUGCAACCCACAACUACACAACCCCAUGUACUUUCUGUUGGGAAACUUUGCCUUCCUUGAGAUCUCGUAUGUUUCCUCCACUGUUCCUAACAUGCUAGCCAACAUUCUUUCCAAGACCAAGGCCAUCUCAUUUUCUGGGUGCUUCUUUCAGUUCUAUUUCUUCUUUUCACUGGGAACAACUGAAUGUCUCUUUCUGGCAGUAAUGGCUUAUGAUCGAUACCUAGCCAUCUGCCACCCACUGCAGUAUCCCGCCAUCAUGACUGGAAGGUUCUGUAGUAAGCUGGUGUCUUUCUGUUGGCUCAUUGGAUUCCUUGAAUACCCAAUUCCCAUUUUCUUCAUCUCCCAACUCCCCUUCUGUGGUCCUAAUAUCAUUGAUCACUUCCUGUGUGACAUGGACCCAUUGAUGGCUCUAGCCUGUGCCCCAGCUCCCAUAACUGAAUGUAUUUUCUAUACUCAGAGCUCGCUUGUCCUCUUUUUCACUAGUAUGUACAUUCUUCGAUCCUAUACCCUAUUGAUAACAGCUGUUUUUCAGGUCCCUUGUGCAGCUGGUCGGAGAAAAGCCUUCUCUACCUGUGGUUCUCAUUUGCUUGUGGUAUCUCUUUUCUAUGGGACAGUCAUGGUAAUGUAUGUAGGUCCUACAUAUGAUGUACCAACUUUAUUGCAGAAGAUCCUCACACUGGUAUAUUCCGUAGUGACUCCUCUUUUUAAUCCUCUGAUCUAUAGUCUUCGUAAUAAGGACAUGAAACUUGCUCUGAGAAAUAUCCUGUUUGGAAUGAGAAUUAGUCAAAAUUCAUGAGCCAAAGAUGUGCCAUACUUACAAGUUCUAAUGAAGAACCAAGC
Molecule: messenger RNA, 1033 nt
Organism: Sapajus apella (tufted capuchin)
Lineage: Eukaryota; Metazoa; Chordata; Mammalia; Primates; Cebidae
Product: olfactory receptor 11H4
Exons: 1
Coding region: 15-989 (324 amino acids)
Biological process (GO): G protein-coupled receptor signaling pathway
Cellular component (GO): membrane
Molecular function (GO): olfactory receptor activity; G protein-coupled receptor activity
Source: RefSeq, a predicted model, not a curated record